Molecule: messenger RNA, 1984 nt
Organism: Condylura cristata (star-nosed mole)
Lineage: Eukaryota; Metazoa; Chordata; Mammalia; Eulipotyphla; Talpidae
Gene: HRC
Product: histidine rich calcium binding protein
Exons: 6
Coding region: 1-1899 (632 amino acids)
Molecular function (GO): calcium ion binding
Source: RefSeq, a predicted model, not a curated record
AUGGGCCACCGGGGGCCAUGGCUGCACACUUGUGUCCUCUGGGCCGCUGUGGCCAGCCUGCUCCUCACCCCCGCCACGACCCAGCAGCUGAGAGGGGCUGGGCCGGGCCCCAGCAGCUGGAACAAUGCAGGAGUGGCCGAGCCCACAGAGGACAUGUCAGGGGAGUUUGGCCACCCCCGCCACAGCCAGAAAGGCCCUGGAGAUGAGGGGGAGCGUGGACAGCUCUUCCCAGGCCACACAGGACAUGGAGCGGAGGACGGAGAGGUCUCCAGGGAAUAUGAGCAUCAGCUCCAAGGCCACGACAUUGGGGACGAGAAUGCCUCUGAGGAGGCCUCCACAGAGCAGCCCCACGGGCACAGAGACCACGGCAGUGAAGACAUGGAAGAUUCCGUCGAGUACCAGCACCACCUUCCCAGCCACAGAACUCACAGCGUUUCUGAGGAGGAGGAGGAGGGAGUCGUGUCCAGCGAGCACCCUGGUCAUAUCGUCAGGCAUGUCCACGGGGGCCACAGGGAAGAGGAGGAGGAGGAGGAAGAGGGCGAAUAUGGACUCCAGGCCUACCAAGGCCGCAGGGAAGAGGAAGCCGAGAAUGGCUCGGAUGAACACCGCCAGCACGGUCCCAGCCACAGGCACCGAGGCCACAGAGAAGAAGGGGACGCCUCCACUGAGUAUGAACUCCAGGUCCACAGGCACCGAGGCCACGGCGAGGAAGAGGAAGAGGACAACGAUGCCUCCGAUGAAUACCACCAGCGUGGCCCCAGCCACAGAUAUCACGGCCACAGAGGAAAGGAAGACGACGAUGAAGAUGAUGACGGGGAUGCCUCCCCUGAGGAUGAACUCCAGGCCCACAGGCACCGAGGCCACGGCGAGGAAGAGGAUGAAGAUGACUCAGAAGAACAUCACCAUCAUGUCCCCAGCCUCGGACAUCGAGGCCACGUAACGGAGGAAGAUGAGGAUGUGUCCACUGAACACUGGCACCAGGUUCCUAGACUUGGCCACCAAGGCCUUGGACAUGAGGAGGAGGAGGAGGAGGAGGACCUCGAGUUCGGCCACCAACCCCAAGACCACACAGGCGCUGGAGAGGACUUCCCAGACGGGCAUGAGCCAGCUGGCUCUGGUCCUCACCACCACAGAGCCCCCGAGGAGGAAGGCAUCGCUCCACAGCUUAGCCACAGGCGACACGGCCACAGAGACGAAGUGCCUGGCCACAGAGGGUCUGUUAAAGAGACUGGCCACCAGCCUCCAGAGCACACAGAGGUAGAGGCCAGAAGCCAUUCUCGGGAGGCAGAUUCUGAGGAAGAAGACCAGGGGUCCCAUGAGGAAGAGGAUGAAGGCUUGCCGCAGGAAGACACCCGCCAGGACAACCUGGACCAGGAGGAUGAGGAGGGUGAGGAGGAAGGCCACGGUCUCCGUCUGAGCCAGGAGGAAGAGGAGGAGGAAGAGGAACAGGAGAAAAGGGAAGAGAAGGCGGAGGUCCUGGGCUCACGGAGCCCAGACCACGAUGAGGAGGAAGAGGAGCAGGGGGAGCUGGAGGAAGACGAACUUCCCUUUACCAUCAUCCCCAACCCACUGGCCAUGAGGGAGGUAGCUGGCGGAGCCUCCAGUGAAGAGGAGAGUGGUGAGAUCGUGGGUCCUCACGGCGCUCAGGAGUAUGGGAACUACCAGCCAGGCUCCCUGUGCGGCUACUGCUCCUUCUGCGAUAGAUGCACAGAAUGUGAGAAGUGUCACUGCGAUGAAGAGAACAUGGGGGAGCACUGUGACCAGUGCCAGCACUGCCAGUUCUGCUACCUCUGCCCGCUGGUCUGCGAGACUGUCUGCACCCCAGGAAGCUACGUCGACUAUUUCUCCUCAUCUCUGUACCAAGCCCUGGCGGACAUGCUGGAAACCCAGGAACCCUGACAAGGCCUCACAGCGGAGGCGCGGAGGUAGCUCCCGGGCCCUCCCGUCUCUUUCCACGAGUCUAUUUAUUUCUCUGAAUAAACGU